AUGAGUGCAGGAUCGCGAAGCGCUCAACCAGGCGGCUGCUGCGUCCCGCCGGUGGCGCUCCUAGCCCCAGCCGCGAGGGCUCGGAGUAAAGCUGCCGCCGGAGCUGCUGUUGCUGCUGCUACUGCUCCUGCCAAUCUUUCGGCCCGGGCUGCAGCAGCUCCGCCACCCGCGGAGGACGGACGUGCCGCUGGCCCCGGCGGCGGGCAAGGGCUCCAGGGGGCGGGAGAGGCCGGCUCCCGGGAAACGGGACCGCAGCCUGGCUCUCCCGGCUUCUUAGCCUCCGCCACCACCGCGGCGAGAAGACUCUUCUCCUCCUCGAGGAGCAGAGACCCGCGAUCCAGAGGAGCCGAGCUAAGCUGCGGCAGCCAGGGAAGGAGGAGCCGAGCUCCGCUCCGCUCCGCAAGCCGGCGGCGCUGCGCCCUGAAGGAGCCGGCUCCCGUGUGCAGCCCGGGAGGGGGGAGGGGUGGUGACGGGGGAGGGGGCGGCGCGGGGCCGGGGAGGGAGGAGGAACUAGGGAGGAGGGAGCCCGCGAGCCAGCUCCACUCCUUCCUUCUCCUACUCCCCUCCCGUCUUUCUGGAUUGCGCUCUGGACGCCUCCCGGAAGCUAAGAGCUCGGAUCCCAACCUGCACAGUCGGCUAGUCUCUUUUCCUCCCCCCACCCUACCCAGCCCUCUAAGCUCCCGCCCCGGGACUCGGGCUCGCGCCUCCUCCUCCUCCUUCUCCUCCCCUCCCUUCCCGAGGUGUAGGUACAACAGCGGUGACGGCGGCGGCGGCCGCACCUGCUGCUCCCGGCUCCUGAGCGGCAGCGCCACCUCCAGUCCACCGCGUGCCUUCUGCGGGAUUGGGGGGCAAGUGGAGGGAGGGGGGCAGAAGGAUGGCGAAUGGAACACCCUGCUUCUGCCCAAUCCUAGGAACGGUGCUCCCCUCCCCCCCCCAAAAAAAAAACUCCCAACGCUGAUACCUCCUUUUCUAUUCGCAGAAGUGCCAGCAUCUGAAAGGAGACAGUGGCCAGAUGAGAAAGAAGGAGGCCCGCUCCCGUCUCAAGGAUUCCAGUUAAACUUUUGCCCAAACUGUUUCUUUCUCAGGUUUUGAUCUGAUGCAAGACAUUUGAAGGAGUUUGUGGAUAGGAGCUCACUGCACUACUUCCUACCAUCCUACCAUCUUAGGUCUGGCCCUCAAAUCCAGUUUUCUAUAUGAUACAUUGUAAUCAAGUCAUGAGUGAUUAAAAACAGAGAAAAAAUAAAUGAUUUUUUAAAAAGAC
Messenger RNA from Antechinus flavipes (yellow-footed antechinus), 1261 nucleotides. Its product is annotated as CCR4-NOT transcription complex subunit 3-like. NCBI's taxonomy places the organism in Eukaryota, Metazoa, Chordata, Mammalia, Dasyuromorphia, Dasyuridae. The transcript is spliced from 5 exons. Bases 1 to 1092 code for a protein of 363 amino acids. The record is from RefSeq and is a predicted model, not a curated record.